This is a messenger RNA of Python bivittatus (Burmese python), 3420 nucleotides long. The record is from RefSeq and is a predicted model, not a curated record. NCBI's taxonomy places the organism in Eukaryota, Metazoa, Chordata, Lepidosauria, Squamata, Pythonidae.
AUGGUAACCAGUGAAGACCCUGCAAAUACAGUAGAUGUUAUUCUGCUGAACCAGCUGACAUUGGACAGCAAGCAGGCAGCUGCGGUUUCUGGGUCAUCUUUAGUGGUAGCCCCAUGUAGAGCAAAUUAUGAUGUACAGCAUAUUAAGAGAAGAGACAUCAUCCUGAAGAGAGAGCUGGGUGAAGGUGCUUUUGGGAAGGUGUUCCUGGCUGAGUGCUAUAACCUCAGUCCCACCAAGGACAAGAUGCUAGUAGCCGUGAAGGCUCUCAAGGACCCAACUUUGGCUGCCCGAAAAGAUUUCCAGAGGGAGGCAGAACUGCUUACCAACCUGCAGCAUGACCAUAUUGUAAAGUUUUAUGGUGUCUGUGGUGACGGAGAUCCACUCAUCAUGGUCUUUGAAUACAUGAAACAUGGGGACUUGAAUAAGUUUCUGAGGGCACAUGGACCAGAUGCAAUGAUCCUUGUGGAUGGGCAGCCCCGGCAAGUCAAAGGGGAAUUGGGACUUUCUCAAAUGCUGCAUAUUGCCAGCCAAAUUGCCUCGGGAAUGGUUUAUCUUGCCUCCCAGCACUUUGUACACAGAGACCUGGCUACGAGGAACUGCUUGGUUGGAGCUAAUCUAUUGGUGAAGAUUGGAGACUUUGGGAUGUCAAGAGAUGUCUACAGCACUGAUUAUUACAGGGAAGUACCGCAUCCGAAGGGCUAUUACAGCACAACGUGGCAGCAGCAGAGACUAACAGCAAUGGCAGCUACAACAGUUGGGGGACACACCAUGCUCCCUAUCCGUUGGAUGCCUCCUGAAAGCAUCAUGUACCGGAAAUUCACAACAGAGAGCGAUGUCUGGAGUUUUGGGGUAAUUCUCUGGGAGAUCUUCACAUACGGAAAGCAGCCCUGGUUCCAGCUGUCAAAUACAGAGGUUAUUGAGUGCAUCACCCAAGGCCGUGUCUUAGAGAGGCCGCGGGUCUGUCCCAAGGAAGUUUAUGACAUCAUGCUGGGAUGCUGGCAGCGAGAACCUCAGCAGCGGCUGAACAUUAAGGAAAUCUACAAGAUCCUUCAUGCUCUGGGCAAAGCCACACCAAUCUACUUGGACAUCCUUGGCUAGCAGCGACCAUGCUUCAAAGUUGUUGCUGUGUCUUUUUUCUCCCCACCCUACCUCUCCCUUGACCUCAAGCCAACAUAUUCAUAUAAACUCAAGUGCCUGCUACACAUACAACACUGAAACAAACAAACAAAACAGAAAGAGACAAGUUAAAUGGAAACAUGGAAAGCCUCAAUCAUACGUAAGGCAGCUGGGGAGAGAGAGAGAGAAUGAGAGAGAGAGAGAGAGAGAGAGAGAGAAAGAGAGAGAGAGAGAGAGAGAGAGAGAGAGAGAGAGAUCCGUUGCUCCAGUAGCUGCUGCAGGUUAUUGAGUGCAUCACCCAAAAUGUAACAUCUCAGAACCAGAAGGAAAAUGUGAGAGAGACUGAAAAAUAAUUUCUACAGUAUUAAAAAGAAGAUGAGGAAAAAACAAUAUUUAACAAGGUAUGGAAUUGCAAAUCCUACAGUGUCCUUUAGAUUCUGGCUAUUGGGUAGAGUUCUAUCCACCUGGAAACAUGGAACAACAAAAAAGGAAAGCUGAAGAUAAUGUGCCUAAACUGGCACCAAACUGGCAAUGCUUCUAUUAUUCCAGGAUGAUUCUCCCCUGGAGCAACUUCCUUUUAAGAGAUCUCAUCUACCAUCCUAAGCCCCCCCCCUUCUGCUUUAACACUUUUGGAACAGCUGUUGUCUCCAACUUAUCCCAUUCUACCACAAGGUUUCUGAUUCUCUCCUAUGUAUAAAUGUUUCCGUUUUGGAAUAUACACCAUUCAAAAACUUUGCUUCACCGACUGGUCAGAUGAACAAAGAAGCAUCACAGAAACAUCCACCUAGCUGCAAGGAAAGAAGAAUGGAUAUAGUAUUUUUACCUUAUUGUUUUCAUAUUUCCGUUCCUUUUCAAAUGAGAGUCCUCGAAAUGAUGUCAAGGACCCAAACAAAUGUCUGCAACAGCCAUACAUGAGGAAAGCUUAUGAAAUGGAUAUCUUGGAGACAAAAAUUCCAGCAAUUCUCACUGGAAUAGUUCUAGAUAUGCAAAUACAGAUACAGCAAUUGCAACUGUAACCUUGACCCAGCUGUCAGUUCCAACAGUGUGGCUUGGAAGCCAUGAUCCUCAGUGAAGGUGGUCCCAAAAAUCACUUUUUUUUUUUCAUAUAUAUAAGAUUUCCUACUGAUGUUUGCUGCAUUUUCCUCCCUUCCUCUUGUAAAGAAUAUUUUACAGUUCUGACCUAAUCCAACUUCUCAUCAAUCCUGUGUCGGGUAGGUAAUCUGUCCCCAUUUUGGACAUGUUGGUGGUCUUAAAGGCAAGGAAAGAGAGAGGUAUGUCUGAAGGCCCCACAGAGAGAUUAUGAUGAAGCACAAAGUAGAAUUCAAAUAUUCCCUAUGUUUACUUCCUCUACUGUGACCUGGGUCAAUCUGUAUUUCUUACAACUUCAGUGAGGAAUUAAUUUUCCCCAUUGUUGUAGCUUAGAAUUCAGCUGAGAUAUUAACUGAAGGGGGCUGGGUCCCUCUGACCAUCCUAUUAUGAUUCCUCCUUCCCCACCCUGACUAUGUUUCCCCACCACCACUACCUUUCUGCCUUGGCUUGCCAACUGAUUUUUACCCAACAAACUUACCAAAAAAAAAAAAAACCCAGGGUUGAGAUCUGUUCAGCAGCUAAAAAGGCAUAAACAGCUGCACCUCCCCUCUAUCUCUUUUCCUUUCUGGUUGAUGUUCCUCUGACAUUAGCAACCUCCUGAAAAGACUGGUGCAUCUUCUCUCAAGACACUGUGAAUGGGAUAUCUCCAUAGGCAGCUUGGCAGGAAAGGUAGGGAAGAAGGUAAGGAAGAGGCUUUUAGGAGAUGGCAAGCUGUAAUGGACAUCCUCAUAGCUCAACAAAAGCAAAUUUGGGAUGAAAGGAGAGAAUAAUAAAAAGGGCCUCCCUAACCAUCCCAUGUUUUGUGAGGGUUGGAAGCUAAUGGAGAGUGAUUCAGUCUUUAGCUUAUGCAGUUGAAGACACAUGAAAUAUCCUUGAUUUAUUUUGUUCAUGUCAAAUUAGAAGGAGAGCAUUUCUUCUCAAUAGAAUGUGGCUGUGGUCAAGCUAAUUUCUUGAGACAAGUCCCCCACAAGGACUAAAUGAACAGUGGGAGACUCAGGGUAUCAAGGGACUUUGUUCAGUCCACAUUGCUAGGUGAAACAAAUAUAUUUUGCACUUUCUGGAUCAUGGUGCGGAGCAGAACACCAUUAUUCUUCUGAUUCUGCACUUCUCUGGAAUUUGUGAUGCUGUUCUUGACCCAAAAUAUGUGUGCAAAAGAAAAAGAGAAAAGAAAAGAAAAGAAAAGAAAAGAAAAGAAAAGAAAAGAAAAGAAAAGAA